Molecule: messenger RNA, 960 nt
Organism: Colletotrichum karsti
Lineage: Eukaryota; Fungi; Ascomycota; Sordariomycetes; Glomerellales; Glomerellaceae
Exons: 1
Coding region: 1-960 (319 amino acids)
Biological process (GO): fungal-type cell wall polysaccharide metabolic process
Cellular component (GO): fungal-type cell wall
Source: RefSeq, a predicted model, not a curated record
AUGGGACAAAUAAGUCGCAUACUUCUAUCUUCAUUAGCGGCUACGUCGGCUAUUGCACAGUCCGAUCUCAGCUCAAAACGCGGUCUCGCCUACCAAGGUGACGACCAUGAGGCCGACGCGCAAAUCCUUACCUCGGAGAAGUCAUUGAUCAGCUGGUACUACACCUGGUCGACAUGGCCGGCUCAAAAAUUAAACAACUCCAUCGCAUUCGUCCCGCUCAUUCACGGCGUUGACGAGGCGGAAGAUUCUACUCUCAAGUCACGUCUCAACAACCUUCCCGAGUCAUCCACCCGCCUCUUGGCCUUCAACGAGCCAGACGGCGACACGGGGUCUGGCGGCAGCAGCAUUGACCCGGAGGACGCCGCGAAGGCCUACAUCGAGCACAUCGUCCCGCUCAGGGACUCGGACUCCCGCAAGUGGGAGAUCAGCCACCCUGUCGUCACCGGCUCGCCGCAGGGUCUCGAGUGGCUGCGCAAGUUCAACGAGUCGUGCUACGACAUCGACGACAACGGAUGCCCCGCCGACUUCGUCGCCGUGCACUGGUACGGCGACGCCGUCGGCCUUCAGAACUGGCUCGGGUCUCUGCGGGACUUUUACAACGAGACCUCGUCGGAUCUCAAGUUCUGGGUCACUGAGAUGGCGUUGCCGCAGCAGGAUUCGGACGCCACUCUGGCCAUGAUGAAUCAGAGUCUCACGUUCCUUGAUGAUGCCGACUAUGUCGAAGGCUAUGCGUGGUUCGGCGCUUUCCGCAAGGACGAGGCGAAUGGCUGGACAGGCAAGAGCGUCUCUCUGUUUGACGGCGACGGAGGCCUGACGGAACUCGGUGCCCUUUACUUGGGUGGUGAUGAGCGAGGCUUCGAGGAAGGUCAGAAGGGCGAGGGCAGCUUCGCCAGUUCUUUGACUCCUACCGGACUGUUGCUCUGGGUCGCCAUGCUGACUGCUACCGCGGCUGCGUGGUAA